AUGGAUUACAGCGCCUCCAUCAAUGAAGAGGCCGGCGCAUCGCCCUGGGGCAACUCACCAGGCUCCUCGCCCCGGCCCAACCAGGGCAACUUCGCAUCCCUCGAUGCUGAUCUGAGCGGCGAUCGGCCUGGCUCUCCUUUUGGCUACACACCGAGCCCCGGCGACGCAAACCCACAGGGCCGUGAGGACUUUGGUGAUGAGCAGUACAGACGGCCGGAUACCGCGAGCACCCAAUCGGCGACUGAGGUGGAAACACAAGAGUCGAGGACCGAAGUCGGCUCAGAAGCCCGGACCAGCGCCGAAAGCCCUGGACCUGAGCUGCCUCAGAAAUCGCAUGAACAAGGAGGUCCGCCGAAUGUGGGUGGACAGGCCAGCCGGGACCAGCAGCCUCGCAAACCCCAGCAACCUCAGUUCAGACUUCAAGCUAAGAUUACCGGCCUUGAGCGAACCGGAAAGAAGGACCCCAUCUUGCGGUUCGACGUUCACACAAACCUCCCAAGAUUCCGUACGACUCAGUACCGCGACGUGCGCCGCUUUCACUCGGAAUUCGUAAAGCUGGCGGAACACCUCAUCUCUGCGAAUCCCGAAUGUCUGGUACCAACGGUACCUCCCGCCGUGACAUCAGCCGGCGCCGGCACUGACGAGGACGAAGCCCGCGUGAAGGCCUUGCUACAAAGGUGGUUCAACUAUGUAUGCAGCAACGAAGUCCUUAUGAGGGACGACGAGAUGGUCCUCUUCGUGGAGAGUGAUUUCGGUUACAGCCCUAUGGUCAAGAUGAAGCAGCCGGCGACCGGCGUGCGCAGGAAGAUCUUGAAGCAGUUUGCGCCUCCGCCGGAUGACACCCCCGAGCUCCAGGAGGCUCGCCCGAUCGUGAAGCUCUUCUACUUGGGAACCAUGGAUGCUGGCCACAAGGUUGAUAAGCUUGUAAAGUCUCGCCGAGGUCUGGGAUUGGCCGAGUCUGACUUUGGCGUCAAGCUUGGCUCAAUGCACAUCCAAGAGCCCCAUCAGGGUCUCGCCAACGCCUACCGGAAGCUUGGUAAGAUUGUGCAGACGGUUGGCGACUAUCACGCUGCACAAGCAACCGCAGAGGCCACCACGAUCGGCGAUCCUUUCCAGUACCAUUCGCAGGACGCCUUUAUCGUCAAGGAGACACUCACAAACCGGCAAAUCCUCAUCCGCGAGUUCCUCCAGGCACAGGAGAACACACGCAGCAAGCUCAACGCCGCCGAUCGUCUCAAGGCGAGCUCCAACGUCAGGCGGGAAAAGGUCGACGAGGCCAUCACUGCUCUUGAUGAUGCGCGCCAGAACGAGACCUACCUCUACCAGAAGACGACGCGUGUCACGCAAAACCUCGUGCAAGAACGGCGGAAGUGGUUUGCGAGAACCGCAGCGGACCUGCGACUCAGCAUCAGAGAGUAUGUCAUUCGCGAGAUUGAGGCGGAACGACGUGCUCUUGCCGUGUUGGAGAGCGUGAGACCGGACAUUCGCGCCAUCGAUGCAUCUGGCGGUCUGAGUCGACUCGGACGCGAGUCUCACCCUCCCGUAAGAAGGGCCGCCGUAGCUGCUAGCCAAGGACCCAAGGGUGAUGCUUGGAGCGGUGUUCCACGACGUACCGACACGAUGAACCGCAGCGUGUCCGGAAGUCUUAUUGCGGGCCUGCCCGAGGAGGGAGACGGCCACGAUGGACAAGGUACAGGACAGAACCAGGGCCUCGGCAUAGCGGGUGGCCGGGCGAGUCUUUCCGGUGUGGCAGAAGAAGACGACGAGGACCGAGUGGAUGCGAGAAACGCGGCAAGCCGAUUGGCGACCAGCACCUUUUGA
Colletotrichum navitas is the source of this 1821-nucleotide messenger RNA. RefSeq names its product PX domain-containing protein. Bases 1 to 1821 code for a protein of 606 amino acids. Gene Ontology annotation, molecular function: phosphatidylinositol-3-phosphate binding. Gene Ontology annotation, biological process: retrograde transport, endosome to Golgi; intracellular protein transport. The record is from RefSeq and is a predicted model, not a curated record. Gene Ontology annotation, cellular component: endosome; retromer, tubulation complex; retromer complex. NCBI's taxonomy places the organism in Eukaryota, Fungi, Ascomycota, Sordariomycetes, Glomerellales, Glomerellaceae. The transcript has 3 exons.